This is a messenger RNA of Sarcophilus harrisii (Tasmanian devil), 2061 nucleotides long. RefSeq names its product malate dehydrogenase 1B (gene MDH1B). Gene Ontology annotation, biological process: malate metabolic process; oxaloacetate metabolic process; tricarboxylic acid cycle. Lineage: Eukaryota; Metazoa; Chordata; Mammalia; Dasyuromorphia; Dasyuridae. Gene Ontology annotation, molecular function: L-malate dehydrogenase (NAD+) activity. The transcript is spliced from 12 exons. The record is from RefSeq and is a predicted model, not a curated record. The coding region runs from base 208 to 1791 and encodes 527 amino acids.
AGUUCACUCUUACACACACACACAGGUACGAGACACAGAGGCAGAGAGAAUGGAUUUUAAGAGCUACUUUGUCCUCGGCUUCUAGAAGGCGUCGGAUGGACGUUGCUUAGCAACGGAUGUAGUCUUUGGUACGUAUGGUUGCUCGGAGACCACGCCGCGUCUCCUCGACUCUAGCCUCACUUUGUCCCUAUCCUGAACCGAGUGAUCAUGGCCAAGUUCGUCAUUGCGGGUAAGGCAGACUGUCCCUAUUUUGCUAAGGCAGAAUUGCUGGCAGAUUAUCUUCAGAGAAAUCUACCUGAUUUCCAAGUACACAAAAUUAUUCAACACCCUGAUGUUUGGAAGCGAUGGCUACGCGAUCUAUGUAAGAAAAAUCAAUGGAAUCACAAACGUUCUCCUAUAGUUUGGAGAGAAUUGUUGGACCGUGGGGGAAAGGGACUUCUUCUGGGAGGAUUUAAUGAGUUCUUGGAGCAUAUCCAGCUUUACUAUGGCAUCACCUCAAAGAUGAUGACCAACGAGAUGCUGAUUAUUGCUAGCGAGAACUUGGAGACACAUAUAGAAAUUGAACAGGAGAAAGAAGAGAUUAAAAGUGUGAUCAAUCCCAUAAAUGUCUGGAUCACCGGUGCAUCUUGUCCUACAUCAUACAAUCUGAUUCCAAUACUGGUAAAUGGAGAAGUGUUUGGAGAGGACAAAGAAAUUAGCAUCCAUAUCUUAAACAACAACUUUAAUGAAGACAGUCUCCAUGGCAUUGUGAUGGAAGCCCAAGACUUGGCAGCCCCUCUCUUGCGGAAUAUCUCCAUGUGUACAGCAAUAGAAGAGGCCUUUGUUGGGGCUGAGGUUAUCAUCAUCCUUAAUGAUGAUAUUGAAAAUGAGUUUGAAUCUCUAGAAAACAGAAUCAGAGCUAGACUUCCUCUGUGUGAGUUAUUUGGAUCCCUAAUUGAGAAAAAUGCUCAUCAAUCUGUGAAAGUUAUUGUGGCAGGAAAGACCUUUCUAAAUCUCACCACCAAUUUGAUCAUUAGAUAUACACCAUCUCUUAACCCACGGAAUGUCAUUGCUGUGGCCAUGGUGUUGGAAAAUGAAGCAAAAGCCAUGUUGGCCAGAAAAAUGAAAACUACAGCAUCUGACAUCAAAGAUGUGAUAAUUUGGGGUAAUAUUACCGGUUCUCACCACAUUGACCUGAGGAAAGCAAAAGUUUUCAGAUAUGACAGUGCUAUUUGGGGACCUCCAAGCUUUUCACGUUACCUGUUAAACUUGAUAUUUGACAGUGAGUGGAUUAGGAAAGAAUUUGAGGCCUCCGUCAAUUCGUGGAGUUUGACGAGGUAUUUCCAGAGGGGUGUUUCAUCGGCACACUGCAUAGCUACUGUACUGAAGUUCUGGUACCACAAUUCCCCUCCAGGAGAGAUUUUGUCUAUGGGAAUAAUAAGUGAAGGUGAAUUUGACACACCUGCAGGAAUGGUAUUUUCCAUGCCAGUACAAUGCAAGAAUGGAGUAUGGUUUCCUCGUACGGAUUUGACUGAGACUGAAUUAACUGAAGAAAUUAAGGGUGCAAUAAUCCAUGAUCUCCAACAGGAAAAACUAAUUGCGCUCGGAGAAGUAUCAACAUAUCAGCCAUACCUUCCAGUAGCUGGAAUCACACCACGUGAAAACAGAGUCAGAAUCCAAAUUGAGGAAAACCUGGAAGAAGAGCAAAAGGAUCAAACUGAAUUUUUCAGCAUAGGUUCUCUAGACUUCUCAGAAGGUAGGAGUAGCCAAGAACCCUUAGAAGGAAAUGAUUUUGAAUUCUAUGAAAACUAAAAGAAAAAUGCAGGCGAAGAAUUACCUUGUUUGGAAACGAUAUGAUGUGGCAGGGGUUACACAUGUCUACAUUUGGGAAAAAUACUGGGAUGAGAGAUUUAGAUGAGUUUUAGUAUAUUUCAAUUGGUAACUACAAGAGUGACAACAUUAAUGAAUUGUCAAAAGGAAUUUAUUCCCAUCUGUACUGACCUUUGCUUUUGUUAUUACAUUUGUAAAUAGGAGUUUAAUAUUUAUUUUCAAAUGAAUUACAUGUAUAUUUUGAAAGAAAGA